Podarcis raffonei (Aeolian wall lizard) is the source of this 2206-nucleotide messenger RNA. RefSeq names its product gastrula zinc finger protein XlCGF49.1-like. The transcript is spliced from 2 exons. Lineage: Eukaryota; Metazoa; Chordata; Lepidosauria; Squamata; Lacertidae. The record is from RefSeq and is a predicted model, not a curated record. Gene Ontology annotation, molecular function: RNA polymerase II cis-regulatory region sequence-specific DNA binding; DNA-binding transcription factor activity, RNA polymerase II-specific. Gene Ontology annotation, biological process: regulation of transcription by RNA polymerase II. Bases 475 to 1179 code for a protein of 234 amino acids.
GCAUCGGCUGCAAAAUGGGACCUGCCCCCCUUUUCUCCCCCUCUCCAUGCCUCCAUGAAUCCCUUGAAUUUGGCUCUAGGGCAUUGGGAGGGAACUCCCCAGAACAGCUCAGGAGGAGAGGGAAAAGUCGAUCCUUCCAUUGGGGAAACUGGAAUGCUUGCCUAGGCAGAAUGACUUGAAAAACAGAAUGUGGAGUACCACCUAUUGCACAAAGACAAAUACCCAUUAUUAAAACUUAAAAUUAGCAUCCAUAUUUAAAAUGUGCAGCAAAGCAAUCCUAUUGAAACAACAUCGCAAUGUACAGGAAGGAAACAACAGAGAAUUGUGUAGCAGAUCAUAUUUCUGCUGUCUCAGAGGAGGACAUAUCCCUUUUUCUUUUAGGGUUCAGUGUGCUUUGAAGAUGUCGCUGUUCAUUUCACGGACGAGGAGUGGGCGUUGCUGGAUCCUGACCAGAGAGCUCUGCAUAAGGAUGUCAUGGAGGAGAAUCGUGGGAUCCUGGCCUCUCUUGAUUGUGAUGAAUCAAAAAUUGAGAACAAAGGUGACCACGAUAAAAUCCCCAGAGAGGAGAAGCCGCGUAAAAAUUUAGAGUGUGGAGAAAGCUGCAAUCAGAGCUCCAAUUCCACUUCCCAUCAACAAAAUCUCAUUGGAAAUAAACUCUAUCAGCGCAUGGAAUGUGGAAAGACCUUCAGCCAGAGCUCCUCUCUCACUUCCCAUCAAAGAAUUCACACAGGGGAGAAACUCUAUCAGUGUGUGGAAUGUGGAAAGAGCUUCAGUUGGAUCUCCCAUCUCACUUCCCAUCAAAGAAUUCAUACAGGAGAAAAACCCUAUCAGUGUGUGGAAUGCGGAAAGAGCUUCAGUCGGAUCUCCAGUCUCACUUACCAUCAAAGAAUUCAUACAGGGGAGAAACCCUAUCUGUGUGUGGAAUGCGGAAAGAGCUUCUGUCAGAUCACCAAUCUCACUUCCCAUCAAAGAAUUCAUACAGGGGAGAAACCAUAUCAGUGUGUGGAAUGUGGAAAGAGCUUCAGUCACAGCCACAAUCUCACUUCACAUCAAAGAAUUCAUACAGGGGAGAAACCAUAUCAGUGUGUGGAAUGUGGAAAAAGCUUCAGUCAGAGGGCCAAUCUUACUUCCCAUCAAAGAAUCCAUACAAAGGUUAGAAAAACCAUUGUACAGAUUUAGGAGCCAGGCAAAUCCACACUUUUUUAACCAGGCCUUUGGCUGAUUGACAUUUAAUGCCCUUUUAAAAUGUGGUGUUUUGUGUUUUUAUUUUGUUUUUUUAUGUUGUAACCAUCCUGAGACCUGUGGAUGUAGGGAAUAGCUGCCAACUUUCUGCACCACCUAGAGUACCCACAGAAUUGUGGCUUCUACUGGCAACACACAUAGGAGAACAAAUGAAAGACAAACACAAUGAGCAGGCAAAACCCUGGAAAGAGCCAUACCAAAUGGACAUCCGGUGCGAAGAGGUCACUUUACCCACUGCUGAAGAAUGCCACAGGUAGAGGAGAUGGAAUGCUAAAAGUGUUCUCCGGGGCAAGGGGAGCUGCUGGGAAAUUGAACUACGAGCUCAAAAUAUUACUUUUUUAAAAAGUUGCUGCCAUUAUAGGCAUUCCAGGCAGAAAGCUGGAGGGUGAGCAGGCCCAGGCUAUGCUGCACCCAAGAGUGGGGGUGAAGGGAGAAGGGAGAAGUGAAGAGACUGAAAGCUUUUUCUUCCCGAUGCGUUUGCGGUGCGGCUCUGAAUUCCACCUGGUCCGGAAUUGUCCAGUGGAGCCACAGGAUGUCUCCAAGGCCGUUUUCUUUGGCAACCAGGUAACAGGAGCUGCCAAGUGUGGGAAGCCUCGAAAGGUCUCAAGGAAACUGGCAGAGAUAUGUCGUCACAGUAUCAUUUGGCUGCUGCUAUGGCAACACUGAAAAACUGCGACCAGGGCCACGUGCUGAGCUGGGUGAUUGUCAGUGGGGCCAGGCACCACCUCAUGCCAUCGCUAUCUAGUGGUUUUUUGUGGAACUGCAAGGCUGUGAAAACUGGAAGAAGUGUAACUCUUGCAGAUGGUUCCAAGCGCUAUGUCUGGCUCUGUUUAUUGUUCUUUUUUACAGGCAGAGAUUGAGGCCUAUGUCGUUCCAGAGAUGCAGUGCUGUUUGUUUUCUGUUUCCUCUCUUGUCCAUGUUGGGUUCAAAGUGUGUUUUGAAAAUAAUGUUUAUUCCAUUUCCA